AUGCCUUCUCUUCCUCCAGGCUCAAGACGUGAGAAGUUGGAAGACUACUCCAAGACAUGGGCUGGGGUUUCCUGGGAAGAGAGAAAAAUCAAGUCUUUGGAUGGAACGAAACUCUCUGUGGCCAUUGCACGUCCUGAAAGCUCACCUACAGUGACGCAAGACAAGCGCAAACAUGUCGUUGUGCUCUACUUCCAGGGUAACGGCUCUUCGAUUCCACCUCGGACACUAAUGCUUGCAAACAUCCUGAGAGCUGCAGCAAAAGACUCUCCACACGAAUGGACCUUGCUCGCACUGUCUUACCGUGGUUACUGGACCUCCUCUGGGCGUGCUCACCAAAGAGGCAUUGAGAAAGAUGCACAAGCUUUUGUGAACUGGGCAAUCGAGAAUUAUGGCCAGAAUCGUGAGAACACCGAAUUUAUCCUCUGGGGCCAGAGCAUUGGAUCAGGAGUUGCUGCGUACGCCGCAUCAAAAUAUCUCAAAUUAGAAAAGACCACUGGUGCCGCUCGGAUAUCCCGACUCGUGCUAGAGACUCCNUUUGUAAGCAUCAGGAGUAUGCUCGCAGCCAUCUACCCGGACUGGUGGGUACCAUACAAACAUCUCUGGCCAUUUCUCCGGAGCUGGUGGGAUAGUGAAGAUGCUUUGCGCAAAAUUGCCGAAUCAUCUCACCCGCCCAAAAUCUUGAUGGUCGUCGCUUCUGGUGAUGAGAUUGUCCCUCGAGUUCAGGCCGACCAAUUGGAGACUCUUUGUAAAGACCUACGGCUAGAUGUCAUCAGGAGAGAUGUUCUGGGUGCUUUGCACACUCAAGCAAGUACUCUGGAUCAGGGCAACAGAGUCAUCUCAGACUGGAUGGCAGAUCGCAAUAUCAACCAAUGA
This is a messenger RNA of Aureobasidium musti, 873 nucleotides long. NCBI's taxonomy places the organism in Eukaryota, Fungi, Ascomycota, Dothideomycetes, Dothideales, Saccotheciaceae. The record is from the annotation of a GenBank genome assembly.